CUUACCCAGAUCUUAUCGUCGACGACGUGCACGGAGAUGUGAUAUCGGACUCCACCCUUCCUUUCUUCGUUCCCUCCUCCAUCUCGUCCUCGACGUCGUCCAGCGUCCUCUGCUCACUGCCAGCACGGCGUCCACAACUUCUUCAAGCUGUCACAACAUCCAUCACCAUCAUUUCACCUGCAACGUGCAUACAACCACUUAGCGCCGUCUACCACCACCAUCCUCGUCCCUAUCCUUGACGAUGCCUGUCCCGAUUCCCGUUCCCUUGCGCACCAAUGCCAAUAUGCGCCUUGAGGCAAAGUACAAUGUCAUCACAGAGUUCCCCAGCUUCGACUUGCAUUCCGCUGCGGCGACGGGCAAUAUGGGUCUCGUGGAGUACGCUCUGGCUCGUGGGCAGCCAAUCAACUCCGUUCUCGAUGGUGUUCUUCCGCUUCACGCUGCUUGUGCGGGGGGGAAUGAGCAGGUCGUCAAGCUUUUGAUUGAACAUGGUGCGGACGUCAAUGCCCCAAGGCUACCGCGCCGAUAUUCAAAUGAGAAAAAUCGAGAUGCCUCCGCUCCCAUCGUCGGUACUUCUGGGUCCACGCCUCUCCAUUUUGCAGCUGCCAACGGCAACACCAACAUCGUUACCACCUUGUUGCUCAAAGGAGCUCACCCCGACCGCUCUGACAAGCACGGUGUUACAGCAGAAAUGCUUGCACGUCAAAAUGGCUGGUUGGAGUGCGCUGAGGUUCUGAAGACAUGGAUGCAAAAUAAAGAUAAAGAUCUUUUGGAGCGUGAGGUCCAUGGUGUCGCCGAGAGCAGUCGGUCGGGGCGGGAUAGACAAGGCUCCUUUGGCACCGACAUUGACGCCCUCAUAAGCUCUCGCAGACGCAUCAACGUGAAACGUUCCAUGGACACUGCUCUCAGCAUGCUUAAAGUGUCUUCUUCGGGUCUAUCUGACACAUAUCACAGGCAAACGCCUGAUUCUUCGUCGAUGCCCCCUUCUCCCAUACAACCGGGCGAAUACUCCCAUUCUUUUGAUGGUGGGCGCCGCUACAGUCCCAGUCACAGUCCCAGUCCCAGUCCCAUCGAACCUGGCUCUCGACGUCCAUCACUGCCAUAUAUAUAUCAAUCUCAUCCUACUGGUUCUUCGCGACGCCACAAAUCUCCAACACCAAGCAAAGGGCCUCCCAGCCCUCGGCGGCCUCGCUCCGCCGGCACGGGGGCAGAGAACUCGGAUGCCAAUUUGCCGAGAAGCGGCAAGAGGCUGGGUACCAAGUAUUCUUUGAUGAACAUAUUCAAGAAGAACCAAGCGGGGGAGUCUACAUCGUCAUUUGAACGCAUACCAUCACAGCCAGCUUCGAUCGCAUCAAUCUCAAAUUUAGCUAUAGCCUCAGUUUCGAUCACCAGCACCCCAAGAUCUAUCCUUCCGUCCUCGUCGCCUUCUGGCGGUGAUAUGCCUACAUCGGGCUCUCCUUUCUCAGUUAAUGAGCGCCGUUUCCGCAUGGGCAGUGAUGCCUCCCUUACUCGUCCUUCAAUAACACACACUCACCAACGAGGUUCACCUUCCCUCAGUCCCCAGCUUCCUGCACCAUCCGCAAUUGACCUACAUAACGCACUAGCUCAUCACCAGCAAAACAUGACCAGAGAUCGUGCCGGUUCAGCAAGCAGUGCUAAUCGUUCUGAACCGCCGGGCCUGGGCCUCACCUUCGAAACCAGUUCAGGUGAGGUGUCGGGUAGUCCGGCUUCAAGAGGCAUAUUGCGCACCAGAGCGUCGUCGCAGCUUGGUCAUUCAAGACAGCGUUCAGGCUCCGCCAACCGAAGCGGCACAGUCUUUGACGACGUCGUGGUUAUUCCUGGAUCGGAAGAUCGACCUCCCAGUACUCAGGGAAAGACAACAAGGCCUAGUAUCUUGCGAGCACAUAACCGCAGCCCGUCCUCGGGGCAAAGCAGUGGUCUUCCUUCGAGUCUCAGAGCACUCCGAUUUGAUUCUUCAUCCAGCAAUGGUAGGGAGGGAAGUCCAUCAUUGCGUGGAAGUAACAGUACGAACUCUUUGGUCAGAUUCGUCGACAGAGUCGGAGAUGUGCCCAUACGACCGGGCAGUUCAGCGUCUUCGCAUGAUAAAACCAAAGAAUCACUUCCUGAUUCAGCACCCCCUACCAUGACCGACUUUCCGAAUUUCUCCCCAAGAAGCGAUCAUCAAGUAGAUGACGACGAGCAAGAUUAUGGUCGAACGUACGACCAUCCCUCACUGAAGUCUGAGAUCCAGACCAGGGAACGAGAUGGCUCAACGGCCUCUAUAUCGAGUACAGAGUUCCCAUUCAGCAUCAAUCGUCCACCGCCUGACCCGUUGGAAGAGGUCGCCAAACGUUCAUCUGAGGAUAGUCGUGAUAGAGGUGACUCUGUCAGCAGCACGAGUACUAAUCCAAAUUUGAGUACGAGCGGCACGACGAGCGGCAGCGGGGACAGCGCUACGGCUACGCCUCCCUUAGAUCCAAGCUAUCUGGAGACAGGGUCAGAAGGGGAGCUGAAGGUUUUCGUUGAUGAGCCACGGGAUGAAUUCGAUCGCUCUUUAGGGGACAGUGACUCGCCUGGUCUCGAUAUGCUGGAGUGUGGGGCUUGCUCGCCGUUAGAAAUCGAUCUUAGUUCCAUAUCCUCGCAUGCGCAGGCAGAGGCGCUCGUCCAACGGGCUCAGCGGGAUAUCUUGGAGAUGGUGCAAGAAGAAGAUCAUGAUACGACUUCCAAGAUGCCACUGAGUGCGAGGUUGGCUGCGUACGGGGAAAGUCUGGCUUUGGAGAGAAGGUUAAGAGAGCAAAAGGAAGGAGAUGAUCCCUUGAGCAGUCUGAAUCCUACCUCCGUGAAAUCCAGAUCCUUCGUGAAUCGACAACGUAGUAUGGAAGGUAGCCUGGCCUCAACACCUGUGCGGUCCAGAUUCCGGCGCCCACAUACCAGUGAUGGUACAUCUUCAAACGAAAGCAUUCCUACCUCUACGCACAGUCUUGAAGGUUCUAGAGCGAAGCACCACACAUCUCGGUCUGCUUCAACUGUGGAAGCCUUUGCAUCUAAUGCGUCACCUGCCCGAUUGCCUGCUGGAUCCAUGUAUAAACAGCCUAUACCCCUUGCUAAUAUCGUACCUCGUAACCAGGAACAACUCAGUCGCGUCAGCUCCUUCGAUGGUGCUGACACCGAUAUUGAGCUUGGACCUGCGCUGUUCCGCGUGUCUACUGCACCCCAUCCCCUUCUCCCGUCGUCCGUACCAAAGGCAAAACGCGAACAAGCUCGUCAUCUCGCAAGUGCGAACAAACUAACAAGGAUGGGGUUCUCACGUAGCGAUACGGUGGCCAAGUCGCCUCCUUCGAGUAAACGUUUUGGUGGACUGAAGAAGUCGUUGAUGCAAACUUUUAAAGGAAAGCAAUGAUUGCCCACUCAUCGUAUAUAUCAUGGUUCAUUUUUCUCCUAUCGUUCUCUGUAACAACAAUCGUCUUUUCAUCUUGUGUAUCGGUUGCUGUAUCCGCUCAAGUCUUCAUCUCCACAUCGUCUGUGCCCGCCCUGCAUUGUUAUCGGUUCAUUAUAUUCUUCUCCUUUGUACCUCUUGUAUGAUUUUCAACACACCCCUCGCAUAUUUUGUUGCUUCAUCAGGUUUCUUGAGUCCAAUCCUAUAUAUUAGUUGUCAGCAACUGUAGGCUCAAUUUAAGAAGCCCUCGACGUGAGUGCCCCAACUCACAAAGUUACCUUUGGAGCCUGAAGGUGUAGAUUUUACUGAACAUGAUAAUGGCAUUUUU
Guyanagaster necrorhizus is the source of this 3761-nucleotide messenger RNA. RefSeq lists its product as uncharacterized. Gene Ontology annotation, molecular function: protein binding. The record is from RefSeq and is a predicted model, not a curated record. Bases 242 to 3397 code for a protein of 1051 amino acids. The transcript is spliced from 4 exons. Lineage: Eukaryota; Fungi; Basidiomycota; Agaricomycetes; Agaricales; Physalacriaceae.